GAACGACGCCGUGGGCGGCCUAUAACCACCCAACCACAUUCUAUCUAGUACUCGCCAUCAUAAUGUCCUCGGGCGAUGAAAUGGACGCAUUGAAGGCUACGACGCGUCCAAAACCUCGUAAAAGGCAGCGCACCGUGUCCCCACAGCCGUCAACGUCUAAGCAAUCAAGUAAUCGUAAACUAAUAACAGAAUCUUCCUCUUCCCCCCCUUCCUCUUCAGACGAUAUCGAGCUCAUCGAUCCGCCACCUAAUCUACCCGCGAGUACGGCCCGUCCACAGAGAAAGAAGGGGCUGGGCAAGGCAUCCGAAAGUCGCAUUAACGGGAAAGUCCCAGAAAGCCAGGCAAAGGGGAAAGCACCGGAGAGUCAAGCAAAGGGGAAAGCACCAGAGAGUCAAGCAAUGGCAAAAGACACUCACGUCAAACCAAAACCCGUCAAGCCUGCUGCCAAGAAACUUCCCUCUCCAAUUCUCAUUGCUGAAGACCCCUCAAAUCAUAGUGAACCAGAGCACGAACCUGAGAAACCACCCUUGAGCCCACGUAUCCACAAGGAGCUUGAGCGAUGGAAGGCAAAGACAAAAGAUUUGGAGCAUCAGCGCGACAAACUUUCGCAGCAACUCGAGGAACUCUUCCAGGUUCGCAAAACAGAUGCUGAACAAGCUCUUGAUGACCUUACGGCUCUAUAUGAUGGUCGUUCAAAAACACAAGACUCCAUCAUAACAGCCCUCCAAACACAACUCGCCUCCCAGUCGCCCUUCUUCCGGACAUCUGAACCUGAGCCAAAUCCUCCGUCCAGGUCGACACACCCACCUCCCAGUUCGAGCACUUCAGCCAUUCCUCACUUCCUCACUCGCGCUACAGCUGAUGCUGAACAGCGCACACUGCACGAUAAGCUCGCACACAUGCGGGACGAACUUGCAGCUAAGGACAAAGUUGUCGAGGAGCGUGAACGGCGAAUUGCCGAGCUUGAGCAGAGUGUGAAAGAUAUCCGCGUUGAACUUGACGCCGAGAUUGCGCGCUCAAAGCAGCUUCUCGCACGACAACCACACCCCCACACCAAGACCUCCUCCACAGAUGCAGACCCAAAACACUCUGCAACCAUCCAAUUCUACGAGGAUUUUUCAAACCUCUUGGUCUUGAACAUCAAAUGGGAGCCGCGCGAGGGCAUAGAAGACGACAUCGUGCAUACGUGUGUGUAUACGUAUGUCGCGACGGUGAAGGAUGAAACCGACGGGUGGGAGCAUGUCGAGAGGUCAAUAUCCUUCUCCCUCCGUGCCUACACCGAGUUGUCAGAUUCUGAAGACACGGAAGUGGACCGGCGCGUCAAGUAUACUCCUCUCGAGCUUGACAAAUUGAGCGAUGAUUUCAAGGAACGCCUUGGCUUCCUAGCGAGUGGGUUUACGUUCCCGCACAAACAGGCUGCGCUAUUUUUGGGGAGCCUGACGCGCCAGAUGGAGACUGCCUUUGAGAGUGAGAGGAUGGGAAGUGCAGCUGACGAACAUGAAAGGAGAGAAGAAAUCGUUGAUGUUGACGAACUUUAGUACUUAUACGGGGGGUGAGCCACGGGUUCACAGAUGCAUCGAUGUUUCCCAGUCUCGUUUGGUUUAUGUACACCCCACAUUACCCCACGGCGAUACCCGUUAUGUAUACAGUACAUACAUGAUACACCUGCGUUGUACUGUCAUUACGUUGGUUUAUCUAUCGUAGAUUCCUGGUUAUGACCACCGAGGAGGGC
Suillus subalutaceus is the source of this 1732-nucleotide messenger RNA. RefSeq lists its product as uncharacterized. The record is from RefSeq and is a predicted model, not a curated record. The coding region runs from base 63 to 1538 and encodes 491 amino acids. The transcript is spliced from 6 exons. Lineage: Eukaryota; Fungi; Basidiomycota; Agaricomycetes; Boletales; Suillaceae.